UUUUUCUUUUCUUUUUCUUAUUCUCUUUCUUGAUCCUCCUUUUACUUCUUUUUUUUUCCCCCCAAUUUUAUUACUCGUAUAAUAAUUUUUACGAACGGAAAUUAUGAUAGUUAAAAUUAAAAUAAUAAUCUAUACUGUCUUAGUGCGUUACUCUCUUGGUCAUAGGAUUCAUUUAAACAAUUGUUAAUUAGAAUUUUUAAUGAAAUAUUUCUUGUAAAAUUCAUGUAUAGAUAAUCGAUAAUAAUUUUUGGUCACACGUUUGGAAUAAAUGAAACUACAAUAAUUCCAAAGAUCUAUGUAAUAAAUUUGUUAAUUAGAAUUAAUAUCGUCAUACGAUGAGAGCGAUAAAUAACAAAGAUUGAAAGAAUUAAUGAGAUAGAAAAAUGUUAUUUCGAUUGGAGUGUAUGAAAGAUAUUGUCGACACAGUCGAGCUAAGCGUUCUUGUAACCCUCACUUGAUAUUGGUCUGUCUUUGUCAGUCUCGUUGUCACAAGCUCACCUAUCUGGGAAGGGUAAUGUCAUUCUCGAGCGAAAUGCGAGCGUUUAACCCGGUAAUCAGAAAAGUGAGGCUACAUGGAUGUGACCUAGUCCACGAGCUUACUAGAACACAAAUUGCCAUGUCGUUGCAUUGUUCCCGCUCUUAUACGUCGACGUAUAUAUAUACGCAUGUGUGUGCAUGUGUGUGAUCGGUCUCUUACGUCUCCAUUGUUGAAGUAGGUACUUACUUCUAGCGUAACACAGGAUACGAUUAUGGACACGUCAGUGACCGAACUUUCAAAACGAAUUUAAAGAUCCGUCCUUGGCAAACGAAAGCUUAAAAUUAAUUUAGAAACGUAAUUAAAGUAGUUUAAAUACGCAAUUAAUUAAAAAUUUUCUCUCCGUUGGAGAGAUCUCCUUUUAAAUUCGAUCACUCGAAUCGCCUUCAGAAAAACUCCAACCAAAAGUUCCGUAAUUGAAUAAGUUAAUAUUGACUCGCGUUAUCUGUAAACGAAGAAGGAGAUUGACAAAUCUCAAAAAUGUCUUCGUCGUUAAACAAAAGGAAAAGAAACGCUAUGGAUUGCUUUGAUAAGGAGAUCGAUAAGAUGGUAAUAUCAUCGGAUCGAGAUAAGGAUCUUGAACGAGUUCGAGACACAUGUUAAGAGUACGGACGUUAAACGUGUGUUCUGUGGAGAGUCAGUGACGUAAUCGGUGAACAUUAACAACGACGACGACGGCGUAUGACGUAUGACAUAACAGAUGGAAACAAUCCGAGUGAAUCAGGAGAACGUAAGGAAAGAAUGUAAACGAAUUUGUAAAACAAAUCGUUGUAACGCCGAUGAAAGGCGAAGAACGAAGAGAAGUCUUGAAAGAAACUGAAUCGUAUGAUAUGACUAAUAAUAAAAAAAAAAAGAACUAGAAAAAAGAAUGCUUCGUCAAAAACAUAAUAAACACGAAAAUAGACACUCUCUUGCACCAGGUGGUGCGCUCUUGCUGAUGUCAUCGUAACAAAUUGAAUGACGUAACAAGGAGCAAAGGAUUCUAUCCAGGCAAAAAUAUUUGAUCCUUUUUAUAGCGCCACCAUUGUUAUUACUACUACAACGACAACGACUAUUACUGGUUCUACUGGGUACUGCUACUACUGCUACUGCUGUUGCUACUGCUGCUGCUGUUGCUGCUGCUGCUGCUGCUGCUGCUGCUGCUGCUGCUGCUGUCACUGACGGCUAUGCUAAAGCUCCUCUCUGUCUCGUACAUUUACGAUUCGUUCUAACAUAAGUGCGGAGUACGGAUCGAUAAAUUCGCGCUUGCCCCGUACGGUCUUACCUACACGGCGAUUGUCCGAAACUAGUUUUAAGAAAGCAGACGUGAUGCACGAUCGGGAUCAGUCGCGAUGUAACCGCAGCAUGAAACGGCCUCGUACCGGGCCACCAGGUGACCGCCAUCAAAUGUUCGACGUCGGCUAAUUUUGUUGGCCAAGUUUUUUCUAAUCGGACUUCGACAGGAGAGAGAAACAGAUAGGAAGAGAAAGAGAGAGAAAGAGUGAGAAAGAGAGAGAGAGAGGGAGGGAAAGAGAGAAAGAGAGAGAGAGAGAGAAAGAGAAAAAAAAUUUUUGUUCGAUUACUUUUCAACGUGGGAAGACGAAAAAAGAGAAGGACGUAUCUUGAGGUCAGUGGUUCCAACGAGGAGCCAAACCGAAGAGAUAGCGUCCCUCAACAGCGAAUUACGUAAUUUACGUUUCAUUUGUGUCCUGGAAUAUCUAUAUAUAUAUAUCUAUAUAUAUAUCUAUAUAUAUACAUAUAUAUAUAUAUAUAUAUAUACACACGUAUAUGUAACGAACGUGUGUCGCAUACAAGAAAGAGAGAGAGAGAAAGAGAGAGAGAGAGAGAGAGACAGAUAGAAAGAGAGAGAGAGAGUCUUAUCAUUCUUUGAAAGAAGAAGAAUGGCUAUAUAUUCGUGGGUACGAGUAAGACGAGGCCCUCAGUAGGAAGAUGAUAGAGGGCCAGGUACAUCAACUUCCGGUGAGGCUACCGCCUGACAAGACGCAGCCUGCUCAAACAUCCCAGCCGAACACCGCCAAGUUCGAAAAUGAGCAAUGUAAGGAGCCUCUGCUUCCGGAGAAGCAUAAUUCCAACAGGAUGACACCAACCGAUGGCCGAUCACGCGCAACUUCUGAAUCGAAUGCCACAGUUGGCACCAACACCAACACCACCAUCCCCAACAACAAUAACAACAACAGCAGUAAUGGUAGCGGGAAUGGUAAUAGCAAUGGCCCUAACAUGACCAAUUCGGUCACGGCCAAUUCCACCGGCCAUGAAGAGUGUAUGGAAGUGACGAUCUUCGAUGAGAAUUAUGAUAACAACCGUCUUCCUGAUGUCGUCGCUGAAAGUAAAAUCUACGGAGUGUUGGACGAGGAGGAGCCAACGGAAUCUUACUGUGCCAUAACCAUUCAAGUUUUCAUACCAUUCCUGAUAGCUGGCCUUGGCAUGGUUGGAGCGGGAUUGGUCCUCGAUUUGGUCCAACACUGGGUUGUGUUUGAUAAAGUGAACGAACUGAUGAUCCUGGUGCCAGCACUUUUAGGUCUAAAAGGUAAUCUAGAAAUGACUUUGGCGUCUCGUCUCUCUACACAAGCGAAUCUUGGACACAUGGACACGCCUAAACAACAGUGGUACAUGAUCGUUGGGAAUCUCGUUUUGAUACAAUGUCAAGCUAUAGUCGUUGGUUUUCUGGGCUCAGUCGUGGCAAUUGUUAUGGGUGCUUUCCGAAAUGGUACAGUUUCGUUGGAUCAUGCGUAUCUCUUAUGUGCUAGCAGCCUGGUAACAGCAUCCUUGGCUUCCUUCGUUCUCGGUUUGAUAACCGCUGGCGUGAUAGUCUUCUCACGUCACUGUCACAUCAAUCCUGACAAUGUAGCAACGCCGAUAGCUGCUAGUCUUGGUGACAUCACGUCUUUAGCCCUUCUAUCAUGGAUCUCAACGAUCCUUUACGAAUCGAUCGAUAAACAGGAUUGGCUGGCACCACUCGUUAUUGCAUGCUACGUUCUUGUAACACCGCUUUGGGUUUGGAUUGCCAAAAGAAACAAAUAUACCAACGAUGUGCUCUAUUCUGGAUGGACACCUGUCAUGGUCGCCAUGUUGAUCAGCAGUUGCGGUGGUUUGAUUCUCGAGUUCAUGGUCUCACGCUUCGAAAAUCUCACGGUUUUUCAACCUGUGAUCAAUGGAGUUGGUGGAAAUCUUGUUGCUGUACAAGCUAGUAGAAUAUCAACGGCUCUUCACAAGCAAGCCGAACUAGGAACGCUUUUGAUACCACCAGGUCAAACUCAUCCUGUCAUUUUCAUUACACCAAUAGCUAAUUUCUUCGGCAAAGGUAUACACGCAAGAACAACAAGAGUAUUGAUGUCUAUGGUGAUACCCGGUCACAUUAUUUUCAUUUAUCUAAUUAAUUACAUGAAAGACGGUAAUGCAUCGUUAACGCCUCUAUUCGUUUUCGUAUAUCUUUGCGCUGCUGUAUUACAAGUGGCUGCACUUUUGUAUAUCGCCUAUAUAAUGAUCCAUUGGAUGUGGAAAAGAAAAAUAGAUCCUGAUAAUUCGGCUAUACCUUAUUUAACUGCUAUGGGUGAUCUACUUGGCAUCAGUUUACUUGCGAUCGCCUUUCAAUUUUUAUAUCUCGUUGGUGAUCAGGAUUAUGGUGAUCAGAUGAAGCCCUGAACGUGAAAAAGAAAUUCAUCGGUCCAACAAUGGCGUAUAAAUAAUAAUAAUAAUAAUAAUAAUCAUAAUACAAAAAAUAAUAAUGCAUAAAUAAAUAAAUAAAAAACGCUCUUGCGAAGAGUAUGCUGGUACACGUGAAAAGAAGGCAUUUCAAAGUGGCUGUGGUCGUAUGAAAGUAUACCAUAUACUGAAUCAAUUAUUAUCGAUCUGCCAUUUCGUCGAAAGGCCUAGAAGAAAAGGACGAGCUAUUAAAUAUUUCACUCGAUGCUCUUUAGCUUUAUUUCUAAUUCGGAUAAGGAGAAGCAAAGAGAGGCAAUGCUGAGAUAUUCACAUAUUCGACCAUUGUAGAAGCUUCGUUGGUCCUUUGAAGACAAAUUUCAAAGGAAAUUGGGAUUGUUAUUGAAAGAUACGAAGAUUAUAAAAAAUGCCUUAAUGAUCGAUCGAUCGAUCGAUCGAUUGAUCGAUCGAUUUCAUGCGGAUUAACGAACAAGUUAUGCUACGUUUCGAUGCGCUUUGCUUCGAGCUACUACAUUAGACUAAAUUAGAUGACUUUUUAGAAUCUUUUUCGCACUAACGAAUGGAUUUAGAGACCUAAUCGCGGAACGAAUAAAAAAAAAAGGAAAAGAGAAAAGAAAAACAAAAAAAAUCGCUAGCUAAUAAUGAUCCUUAAGACAAAUUUUCUGUUGUAUGUAAAUAUUUAUAUCUAUGAUAUAUAUAUAUAUAUGUAUAUGUAUAUAUAUUAUAUAUGUAUCUGGUUAGACAAUUGUGUCAUACAAAAUUUUUAGAUUCCUUCAUGCUCGUAAAGGAUAUUCAUUAAUUCGUCGAACUUUUUAAAAUUCGUUUCCUUCAUUUUCCGCGACAAGACAAUUGUCAUUACCAAAGAAAGAAAGAUAGAAAGGUAGAAAGAUAUAAAAAAAAAAGAAAAAAAAGAUUCCAACGCGUAUGUGUCUUCGACUAGUUGCCUUCGUAUACGAUGAGAAAUUACCUAGUUGUUGUUGAUUGUAGCUGGCCAGGUGACCUACUAUUUUUGGAAGCUUUAAAAAAGCUCACGAGUCAAAAGCACGAUCCAUUUUAGUAAUCUACACAUAGAUAAACACAAAAAUAACAUAUUCCGAUUAUUUUCGAUUAGACAGAAAAAGAAAAGAGAAAAAGCGAGAAAGAGAACAAACAAAAGAUCUACCAUCAUCGUGCUUUCUAAUCACAAAAGAGGUAGAGAUCUCUAACGUUAUUUAUCUUCGUAAUUGGAAGGUAAACUCGUGUGAUUUAGAGAGAGUAUACCUUCAGGAUCAUACGUAAUUAUAGUGUAGUACACAGAGUGAUAAUAAAAUUCGCGACGAAGCAGAGGUGUGGAGAAGGAAGGGAGAGAUCGUCGCAUAAGCUCGAUUUUAUUUUUGAAACUUCUCUUAACGAUUAAAAUAGAUUCAUAUUUCGAGAUUUAAUAGAUAUCGUACAUCUAAUCGUUUAGAUGAGAGAAUUCGAAAAUGUAGAUCAUUCAUUUAACAUUCGACAUCAAACAUAUUGAUCAGUUUUAGAAAGAUCGGUGUCGUUGUUAGAGGGAGAGAAUUAGUAUUUUGAAAUUUAGGCAAGGAUGAACCUUUGCCUGUUUUGUUAGAUCGGUCUUUUAAAAUAUAAAAAGAGUGGAAAAAAGAGUGGAAGAGAGAGAGAGAGAGAGAGAGAGAGAGAAACAAAGAAAAAUAUGAAAAGAAAAAAAAGGAAAGGGACUAGUAAAAUUAGUGUAUCUCACUGUUGUUUGUAAAUUAAUUCUUUCUAUAAUUCAUAAGUUCUUAUGAUGAACGCAGCUCGCUCCGAUCGUUUUUACCAUUUUAGAAAGAUUUUCUCGUGUCGGAUCGAUUAGACAGCGUUAGAAUUAGAAUUCACACUCAGCGACAUUAACGUAAGCGCAACGUCUUGUACAGUGUAUGCUAUAUAGUAAUGAGUAUUUUGUAAAGAGAGAAGAGCUGUAUUAGAAACACGUGUACGUGAUGUGUAUAUAUAUAUGUGUGUAUGUGUGUGUGUGUAUAUAUAUAUAUAUAUACGCAUACAUAUAUAAGUAUUAGUGUGAGUAGAGGAAAAAUGAAAAAUGAAAAAAAAGAAAAAGAAAAAGAAAAAAGCAAAAACGAAAGCAAACUGUCACUUAUCUUCGAAUCAAUAUCGAUAACAUUCGUACGCAGUCGACCAUAACUACGAGAUUAGAAAUUUACCCUUCAUCAUAAUAAAAUUUCUAAACGUUAAUGGGUGAAGCACUGCCUGCCAAAGCAAUUAUACCAGAUGGUUUUAAUUCGCACGAGUAAUGCUUCACUCUGUACAGCGAUACGUACGAAUGACAUAGCAUAUAUAUAUAUAUAUAUAUAUAUAUAUAUAUAUAUAUAUAUAUAUAUAUAUAUAUAUAUAUAUAUAUACAAAUGGAUAAGACUAAUAUUUAGUCUUUCUGAAUAUGUAAUAAAAAUUCUAUCAAAUCACAAUUCGUGCUUAGUGCCAGAUCAUUCAGUAUUAUUCUUUAAUGCUAUCAAUGAUUUUGAUGAAUAUUUUUCAAGAUUCAUCUCGUGUUGUAUCUCAUCGAAAUAAAGAGAUAAAGAAAGAAAGAGAGAGGAAUAGUAAUAUUAAAAAGUCAUUACUUUUCACGAGAACAAAAUAGAUAUAUGAUUCUAAAUUGACGACACGAAUUAGAAAAAUAGUUUCAAGAAAUCAUUAAAAACAGAAAAAAGAACAAAAAAAGAAUAAAAGAAAAAAGAAAAUAAAAAGAAAAUAUCAAAGAAUAUUGUCAACGGUGUAUUAUAAUGUAGAGUUUAGUGAGAUUAGAAGAGAAGCAAAGAAGAAGCACAAUUAAAUUUGGAUAUAAAAAAAAAAAGAAAGGAAAGAGAAAGAGGGCGAAAAGGUUGUAACAUAGAAAAUUUUUAUGUAAAAAAAAAAAAAAAAAUAAGCAAAAGGAUUGAGAGAAAAAGAGGGCAUUGUUCGUUUUGCGUGAGUCCUUGCGGUAAUUCAAUGCCAAUUUACUUCCUCAAUGUGUAUGUCUGUGUGUGUGUGUAUAUUCUUUAUAAAAGAAUUCAUUCAUAAAAAUAAUAGUCGACGUAUAUAUAUAUACAUAUAUAUAUAUAUAUACACAUGUACAUAUUUUUCUUAAGCACAUAAAAUAAAAGAAAAACUUGUGAAAUGAAGUAUAUAUAUCCUAUACGGGUCAUUCCAUGCGAAAUCGAUCAUGCGUCAAAAUAAGAUUUCUAAUUUUGUUCAAAAUCAAAUAUGUUAAAUAUACGACGUACGGUUUUUUUAUACAAAUAUUAAAAUACUGAAAUAUGCAAAAAGGAAAACGAAGAGAAAUGCAUAAUGUAGAACAACGCACGUUUCUCUUUUCAAAAAUGAUAUCUUUUAAGCGGUACACUCGAUUGCAAUAAUCUAUUGUUUUAUUUUCUUAAAAAAGAUCAAAGUUCAACAAAAUAAAUAAGUAAGUAAAUAAAAGUGCAACGAACGUGAUUAAUGAACAAUAUUUUUGUUACUUUUUCUGUUUUACUUUUUAUUUACAUUGAUUAUAACAUAUUAGAUUUCGAAAGAAAAAUAGAGAGAAAUCUUAUUAGAAAAAAGAAAUGAUCGAAAAUGAUCCAUACGUAAAAGCAGACAAUAAAGACAUUCAAGAGAACAUGAACGAGAAGAAAUAUUUUGUGUAUCGAAGUCGAUUAAAAGAUAAUAUGAGAAAUCGAAAUUUCUUUAACACAGUCUGAUUUAGAUUUAGAUUUAGAAAGUGGAAAGACGAAGGAGAGUGAGAGAGAGAGAGAGAGAGAGAGAGAGAGAGAGAGAGAACGAGAAAGAGAAAGUAAGAGAGAGAUAACAUAGAUAUUUGUCGUUUCAUUGCACUGUUAUUGAUCGCAAAACAAAAACAUGUAAUUAAUGCUGCUGACACGUAUAGUAGGAUCCGUAUUGCAAUUAAUAAACAAAUCUGACCUCAAUUGUUGAUAUAUUGCAUGCAACAUCUGUUUCGACAAAUAAAUAAAUAAAGAAAUGCAAUGGACAAUAAUAUCAUUGUGAGAGGAAGAGAUAUUUUAUAUGCACCGUUGAAAGAGACAGAUAGAUAGAAAAAGAGAGAGAGAUAAAUGGGAAAGAGAUAGAGAGAAAAAUAAAAAAUGCAAAAUUCUUCAUACAAUACAAAAUUGAUUUGUAUUUUUGCAAAAAAGAAAAAAAAAAGCAACGAAAUAUGUUAUCCGAAAGAUAUAUGUUCCUCUCAUAAACUAGGUGCUCUUACAACGUGACGUCGAGUAAGAUUUCAAAUGUUUUUAUUAAUUUUUGAAAAUUUAAUUUUUUUUUUUUUCUUUUUAUCCAUUCUCGAUCGAUUUUUUUUUAUAUAUAUUAUCCGCACGAAAGAGCUACUAUAUGAGAUAAAAUAGAUAGAUUAAUAUAAUUAGGAGGAUGAUGAUAUUUUGUAAAACAUGUAUAAUAAAAUCUGCAUAGGA
Messenger RNA from Vespula vulgaris, 8616 nucleotides. RefSeq names its product solute carrier family 41 member 1-like. Gene Ontology annotation, molecular function: monoatomic cation transmembrane transporter activity. The transcript has 8 exons. Lineage: Eukaryota; Metazoa; Arthropoda; Insecta; Hymenoptera; Vespidae. The coding region runs from base 2465 to 4177 and encodes 570 amino acids. Gene Ontology annotation, cellular component: plasma membrane. Gene Ontology annotation, biological process: monoatomic cation transport. The record is from RefSeq and is a predicted model, not a curated record.